AUGCACUACCACAGACCUAGCAUCACAAUCAUCGCACUUUCAAGAAAACAGAAACCCGUAAAAACCCGCACAGCAUCCAAUCCAAUCCAAGCAGUACUCAACCCUACAUCCUUACCAUCCCCAAAAAAAAUCACACAUGAAAGCACAUUCCACAAUCAAACACCAGUGGGAACGAAAUAAACACACCAAUCCACCACCCCAACCUACCAUCAAAUCCCAAUCUGAACACUAGACCAUCCCAACACCUUUUUCCCAUUUCCUUCCUUCUCCAGAAUCCAGCCUUCACAACACUCCUUUUUAGCGAAACAGUGGUUAUAUUGUAUUGCAAAGGGUUCUACCUAUUAACAUACCUACCACCGCAGAGACUA
Periconia digitata is the source of this 368-nucleotide messenger RNA. The record is from the annotation of a GenBank genome assembly. Lineage: Eukaryota; Fungi; Ascomycota; Dothideomycetes; Pleosporales; Periconiaceae.